Myxocyprinus asiaticus (Chinese sucker) is the source of this 2266-nucleotide messenger RNA. Its product is annotated as ras-related protein Rab-19-like. NCBI's taxonomy places the organism in Eukaryota, Metazoa, Chordata, Actinopteri, Cypriniformes, Catostomidae. Gene Ontology annotation, molecular function: GTP binding; GTPase activity. The transcript has 3 exons. The record is from RefSeq and is a predicted model, not a curated record. Gene Ontology annotation, cellular component: Golgi apparatus; endosome. Bases 386 to 1072 code for a protein of 228 amino acids.
GACAGGCGUGGAUAUUUACAUUAGAGAGCUGAAAGAGCUCCAGAAGGCAUCGACACCACCAGAACUUACCAUUAGGAUUGAAACAACAGCAGAUGUUUGUGCUCUGAGAUGCAGUUUCAUUGAGAGCCCUUGUCUGUUCAGUGUUUUGUUCCUGUGGGACUUACAGAGGGGAAACCUGCACAGCUCUUAGGAGAAACAUGAUAUGUAAGGACAGGUUGUUAAGAGCAACACCUGAGCUCAGGUUAUCAGAGACAUAAACACAUUUAACUAUGGGACACUGGGUCAGCACUCAUUUAGGGAGCUUUACUGAAGAACAUGUUUUAAACAGUAUUACAUUGAGACUGGACCAGCACAUUAUUGCCCUGAUCUAGAGCCAGUCUUACACAUGGAUCAAGAGGAGAAGAAGUGGACUAUGCAGUCUGGAUCAGAACAAGAAGACUCGUUUGACUUCCUCUUUAAGAUUAUUCUCAUUGGAGAUUCUAACGUGGGGAAAACCUGUGUGGUCCAGAGCUUCAAGACUGGAAUAUUUUCAGAGAGGCAGCAGAACACUAUUGGAGUUGACUUCACUGUCCGAACACUGAACAUUGAGGGCAAAAGAGUAAAGAUGCAGGUCUGGGACACGGCCGGACAGGAGCGUUUCCGCACCAUCACACAGAGUUACUAUCGUAGUGCACAUGGAGCCAUGAUCGCCUAUGACAUCACACGCAGAGCCACGUUUGAUUCGGUCCCGCGGUGGAUACAUGAGGUUAAUAAGUUUGGAGCCGCAAAUGUACUCCUUGCUCUAAUAGGUAACAAAUGUGACCUGGAGUCCAAGCGAGAUGUUGAUUUCGAGGAUGCAUGUAAACUAGCAGAAGAAAAAGGAAUGUUAGCAGCACUGGAAACCUCAGCAAAAAAGGCUCAGAGCAUACAGGACGUGUUUGUAAUGAUGGCGCGAGAACUGCUGCUACGACACGGAAUGAACAUGGAACAGGACGAUUUCUUUAACAACGACUCACAAGUCAUACUGCCAACCAACUCACAAGCCAUUCACAAUACUCCAUUUACACACAAGAAGAUGACCUGUGAAUGUUGAUGCACAAUAAACACGUGGCGUAACUUGGAUCUUACGGGCCCCAGUACAAAGAACCUGUCGGGCCCACUCCUAGGGGAGCCUGGGUUGUUUAUCGUCACCCGUCAUGGCCCACAGUCAUUUUUAUGGUUCCUUUUUGGUUGACUGUUGCGGGCGCUGCCCUCCCUGUAGUUACGCCCUAAAUAAACACACUAUAUGACAUAUGACCCAUCAGAGGACCUGGGACUGUGACUGUUUUACUACUUUACAGUGUUUUACUUGUUUGAUCUUUUGUAAGUUGCUUUGGAGAAAAUCAUGUUAGGUGAAUCAAUUCAAUCUUAAACCAUCUGGUGACAAGAACGUGUAUGUUAUAUAAAACAAGAAGAUGGGACAGACGCGUCAAUAUUCAUAUAAAGACUAUGUAUGCGUGAUCCCCUUCAUCUUCUUAAAUUCCUCUUUUCCAAAAGGAUUUGAAAGUUGAUUCCACUAACUGGUGGCACUUUCCACAAACUGAUAACAGUGUUUCAAGUCAUAUGGUUGCAAAUUUAGACUAAAUUAAGUUAUUAGUCUGUAAGGUUUUGCUAGUUUGGAACCAAAUGCUGGUUUAUAGUUAUUAAUAAAUAAUCCAGUUAUUAAUGGCUCAAUUUUACGGUUUAAUUAAUAAUAACAAUAAUAAUACAGUUCUGAUAAAUUAAACGAAAUAUUUGUUUGUUUGUUCUCAUAAUAACUAGGGCUGUAUGCUGAGCUUGACAAAAGUGGUCAAAACAAUAAUAUUAAUAAUGUAGAAAGUGGUUGUUAUUUCUUUGGUGUCACAAUUUUAAGCAAUGUUACAAAAAUUGUAAUAGGGGAAAUAUCAUAUGGCAAUGCACAAAAUGUGGGACACUGAUAUACAGUAUAUGACAUUUUUGGUAAUUAAAAUAGUUAUUAAAAUAGUUGUUUACUAUAAUGAAGAUCAUAGGUCAUAAAGACAUUACAGUAUGCCACCUAGAUUUUCUUGACUCUCACACACGUCCCUCAUCUGUGGGUGUCAUCUGCACAUGCACUGGCAACUGACUGUACUAAAGAAGUGUCACAAAGCAGUUGUAGUGCACAUGUGUCGAACGUGUUCCUAUUCGAUUGCGGAAGUUUACUCACAAAGGCAACGCAGUUGACCGGGUGCGAGGCGAUCCGGUACGCUCAACAACGCAGUAUACCCGGGCCUUUAGAUUUAAAUGACUA